Eurypyga helias (sunbittern) is the source of this 1634-nucleotide messenger RNA. It is a transcript of the gene KCNJ4, whose product is annotated as potassium inwardly-rectifying channel, subfamily J, member 4. Gene Ontology annotation, cellular component: plasma membrane. Gene Ontology annotation, molecular function: inward rectifier potassium channel activity. Lineage: Eukaryota; Metazoa; Chordata; Aves; Eurypygiformes; Eurypygidae. The transcript has 2 exons. The record is from RefSeq and is a predicted model, not a curated record. Bases 1 to 1368 code for a protein of 455 amino acids. Gene Ontology annotation, biological process: regulation of monoatomic ion transmembrane transport; potassium ion import across plasma membrane.
AUGAUACAGCGAGCCAUGGGCAGCGUCCGAGUCAACAGGUACAGCAUCGUCUCGACCGAAGAGGAUGGACACAAGGUCUCCACGCUGGGCAGCAUGAACGGGCACAGCCGGAACGGGAAGGGCCAUGCCCCUCGGCGGAAGCACCGCAACCGCUUUGUGAAGAAGAACGGCCAGUGCAACGUCUACUUUGCCAACCUGAGCAACAAGUCUCAGCGCUACAUGGCCGACAUCUUCACCACCUGCGUGGACACGCGCUGGCGGUACAUGCUCAUGAUCUUCUCCGCCGCCUUCCUGGUCUCCUGGCUCUUCUUUGGUUUCCUUUUCUGGUGCAUCGCUUUCUUCCAUGGCGACCUCAAUGCACCGGCGGUGGGGGGUGGUCCCUCUCUCCUCAAGCCCUGCAUCAUGCAUGUGAACAGCUUCCUGGGGGCUUUUCUUUUCUCAGUGGAGACACAGACAACCAUCGGUUACGGCUUCCGCUGCGUGACUGAGGAGUGCCCGCUGGCCAUCAUGGCGGUUGUGAUCCAGUCCAUCGUGGGCUGCGUUAUUGACUCCUUCAUGAUCGGCACCAUUAUGGCCAAGAUGGCCAGGCCCAAGAAGCGGGCCCAGACCCUCCUCUUCAGUCACCAUGCGGUCAUCUCCGUGCGGGAUGGCAAACUGUGCCUCAUGUGGAGGGUGGGCAACCUGAGGAGGAGCCACAUCGUGGAGGCCCACGUCCGAGCCCAGCUCAUCAAACCCUACAUGACAGAGGAAGGGGAAUACCUCCCCCUGGACCAGCGGGACCUCAAUGUGGGCUAUGACGUGGGCCUGGAUCGUAUAUUUUUGGUCUCGCCCAUCAUUAUUGUUCAUGAGAUUGACGAGGAGAGCCCACUCUAUGGGAUUGGCAAGGAGGAGCUGGAGACGGAGAACUUUGAGAUUGUUGUUAUCCUGGAGGGGAUGGUGGAAGCCACAGCCAUGACCACACAGGCACGAAGCUCUUACCUUGCUAGUGAGAUCCUCUGGGGUCACCGUUUUGAACCAGUUGUGUUUGAGGAGAAGAACCACUACAAAGUGGAUUAUUCACGCUUUCACAAGACCUACGAGGUAGCCGGCACACCUUGCUGCUCAGCCCGGGAGCUGCAAGAAAGCAAGAUGACCAUCCUACCUUCCCCCCCACCUCCCAGUGCCUUCUGCUACGAGAACGAGCUGGCUCUUGUCAGCCAAGACGAAGAUGAAGACGAUGACGAAGUGGGUGUGGUGUUAGGGGGCAGCACUAAAGAAGAGGGAGGCGUCAUCCAGAUGAUGGAUUUUGGAAGCCACUUGGACCUGGAGCGGCUCCAGGCAACUCUGCCCCUAGAUACAAUCUCAUACCGCAGGGAGUCGGCCAUCUAGCUCCUCCAGCCUACUCGUUCCACACCCAUCGCCCACCGUCUCCUCCUCUGUUCUGCACCCGUACGUAGCUGGAUAAGUCCCUUGCCCACCAAAAAAUGCCUCCCGUGACUGCCUCUCAGCCCCUGAGUACAUCAAGGCCUGGAGCUGCUCUGAUAUGUUCCCUUUCCUGUGAAGUCACACAGCCUGGAAGAGGAGUGAGGACACACUACUCCUCCAGCGCGUGCAGCUUGUGCUAGGAUCCCCGGCAAUGGGAGAGCAGCAUGCCU